This is a messenger RNA of Pteropus alecto (black flying fox), 757 nucleotides long. RefSeq names its product stathmin 2 (gene STMN2). Gene Ontology annotation, molecular function: tubulin binding. Gene Ontology annotation, cellular component: growth cone; neuron projection; cytoplasm. The transcript has 5 exons. The coding region runs from base 112 to 651 and encodes 179 amino acids. The record is from RefSeq and is a predicted model, not a curated record. Gene Ontology annotation, biological process: neuron projection development; microtubule depolymerization; regulation of microtubule polymerization or depolymerization. Lineage: Eukaryota; Metazoa; Chordata; Mammalia; Chiroptera; Pteropodidae.
CGGUCCCACUCUGCAGACUCAGUGCCUUAUUCAGUCUUCUCUCUCGCUCUCUCGGCUGCUGUAGCUGGACCCUCCGCCUUCGCCGCUGCUCAGCGUCUGCACAACCCUACGAUGGCUAAAACAGCAAUGGCCUACAAGGAGAAAAUGAAGGAGCUGUCCAUGCUGUCGCUGAUCUGCUCCUGCUUCUACCCGGAGCCUCGCAACGGCGGCAUCUACACCUACGACGACAUGGAGGUGAAGCAAAUCAACAAGCGUGCCUCCGGCCAGGCCUUUGAGCUGAUCCUGAAGCCGCCGUCCCCCAUCUCAGAAGCCCCGCGAACCUUAGCAUCCCCGAAGAAGAAAGACCUAUCUCUGGAGGAGAUCCAGAAAAAGCUGGAGGCCGCGGAGGAGAGGAGAAAGUGCCAGGAGGCGCAGGUGCUGCGGCAGCUGGCGGAGAAGCGGGAGCACGAGCGGGAGGUCCUGCAGAAGGCCCUGGAGGAGAACAACAACUUCAGCAAAAUGGCGGAGGAGAAGCUGAUCCUGAAAAUGGAACAAAUCAAGGAAAACCGUGAGGCCAAUCUAGCUGCCAUCAUCGAACGCCUGCAGGAGAAGGAGAGGCACGCGGCGGAGGUGCGCAGGAACAAGGAGCUGCAGGUGGAGCUGUCCGGCUGAGGCUGCAGGUACGGCGCCCCACCUGAUCGAUGCCCGCCUGUGUUACGACGGGUCACGCGAUAUCGGUAUGGGAAAUGUAUGACAUGGUUUAAAAAGAACUCACUAU